Messenger RNA from Musa acuminata AAA Group (dessert banana), 3129 nucleotides. Its product is annotated as protein HESO1-like. The record is from RefSeq and is a predicted model, not a curated record. The coding region runs from base 1180 to 2808 and encodes 542 amino acids. The transcript has 9 exons. Lineage: Eukaryota; Viridiplantae; Streptophyta; Magnoliopsida; Zingiberales; Musaceae. Gene Ontology annotation, molecular function: nucleotidyltransferase activity. Gene Ontology annotation, biological process: RNA 3'-end processing.
GACCGAGUCGUCUUCCCCCUCUCCUCUUCUGCCUCGGAGCAGCCCGUGCGCGUCUCAUCGUUCUUCAUCGCUCGUGAGGAGGCAGGCUGGUUCUUUACAGCCCUCUCCUUAGAUUUCUUGUUCUCGCUUCCCGCCUUCCCUUCCCUCGUCUCCGUCGGGGGUCUCCCUUUGUUAUAUCUCCGGCACUUGGAUCCAGGUUCUUGAACCCGCGCUCGUGGAGGUUCUUGACGUUGACCUAUUCCCGUCGUGUGUCGUUCAAGAUGCAGGAUCGUGCUCUUUUCUUACCUUUUACCAGGAAUUUCAACUCCGAGUUCUCCUUUCUCGCUUAGAUGUGGUGUAUUGGAUUUCUCUAUGUGAUUCUUGGAGUUCUUUUAUUUCCUUGUACCAAGAACCUCUACUUCGACUUCUCCUUUCUUGUUUAGCUGUGGCGAUUUUUGAUCUUUAAUAUGAUUCUUGUCUCUUUUUCCCUUUUCCAAUCUCUUAGUUGUUUGAAUCUGAAUCUAUGAUUUAUUUCUUGUGGAGCCUCUUGCUUGUUUCUAUCGUUUCGUUCAAGAAUUAGACUCUGAUGCGUUCGAUUCCUUCUACGUCUUGUUCUGUUUCUUGUUUAGCUGCUGAUACAGCGCUUAAAACCUCGAUUUGCGUGCAUAUGAGGUGGAUGCAUGAUUAAUGUUUAUUUUUCUUCUUCAGUCAGUUCAUGGUGGUACUUCAAAGUCUGCAAAGCCUAAAAAAAUUUAUAGAUGUUUUAGUAGACGUAAUAAAAUGAGGAAAAGUCUCUAAGAGACAUUUUGUGGCUCGGCUGCGGCACACGUCUAGUACGCCUGUCGUGUAAUACUUAACGGAAGAAGUAAAUAAAAAAAAUAAUUAAACCAUGGACCAAUUGCAGAAACCAAUCACAUGAAUUUAUGCUUCUUAGACAUCCACUUGGAUUUUCGGUUUACACUUCUUUAAAUUAGAGCAUUUCAUGUAUUGUUGAUAUUUUAAUGCUGCAUAAUUAAAUUGAUGAGAUUUUGAGACUUAGUGUGUCUAUUUUUCUACGCUUGAAAUUAUUUGGCAUGCAAGCAAUUAGCAUGUAACUUUGUAUCAAAGGAACUAGUGGUCUUUUUUGACACAAUAAAGAAUGGGAACCUUUCCUCUUGAGGAAUGGAGUGUUCAUAAGCUGAACGAACAAGCCUUCCAGUAAUGCUUUUAUUAGAUGCCUUUGCUUUCUACAUGCAUGAUGCUAGAUUCUAUCUUAUUUGCAGGUUAUGCGACAUGAGCUUGGAUGCCUCAGCUUUGCUUAAGCAUGCAGCAAAAGCAGAAUUAAGGGAGUCGGAAAAGAUCUUGUUUGGUCCUCAAGUCUUUUCCACUCUUGACUCAUUGCUUCUUGAUAUUCAUGCAAUGUUGCAACCAAGGCCAAUUGAUUAUGAGCAACGAAGGCUCUUAAUUGAAGAGUUUAAUUCUAUGGCAGUUGAUAGAUUUGGUAAUAAUGGUGGCUUCCCAACUGUUGAGGCAUUUGGAUCUUUUGUUAUGGACUUAUUUACCUCUAGCAGUGAUCUGGAUCUGUCUGUUAACUUCAGUAAUAACAUGAAUAACUUCCCUCGUAAGGAGAAGAUUUCUGUUCUUGGGAAGCUUUCCAAAGUCUUGUAUGGUCAUCAAAGGAAAGGACAUAUCACUGGAGUCUUGCCAAUUAUGGGAGCUAGAGUUCCAGUUUUGAAGGUUGUAGACUGUAGAACUGGAGUUGAAUGUGAUAUUUCAGUUGAAAACAAGGAUGGUAUUUCAAGAUCCUUGAUUUUUAGAUUUGUCUCUUCAAUUGAUGAAAGGUUUCGGAUAUUGUGUUAUCUGAUGAAGGCUUGGGCAAAAGCACAUGACAUUAAUAGCUCAAAAGACCGCACUAUGAACUCUUUAUCCAUCAUAGCAUUAGUUGCUUUUCAUUUACAGACCCGGAAUCCUCCUAUACUUCCUCCUUUCUGUGCAUUGUUAAAAGAUGGGACAGAUAUGUUAAGUAUAGAGCGCAGAGUUGCUGGAUUCAAGAACUUUGGUAUAAGAAAUCGAGAAUCUGUAGCUGAAUUAUUUGUGUCUCUAUUGAGGAAGCUGUUAUCAGUUAUGCAUUUGUGGGGGCAUGGUCUCUGUGCCAGUACCUGCGAAGGAUCAUGGAUUUGUAAGAAGCAAUGGGCAUCUGGAGUUGGCAACAUGAACGUGGAAGAUUUUCUGGACCGGUCCGAAAAUUUUGCAAGAUCGGUCGGGGAAGCUGGGAUGCAGAAGAUCUAUGAAUGCAUUCGAGGUUCUCUCAGUGAUCUAUCACGUUUUGCAAUGCGUCAGAUUGAUUCACUGGAGUUAAAGGAACUUAUUUUCAAAUCAGUUGAUGAUCUGAAUGCACCAAAGAAAGAAGGUGUUCACAAAGAAGUAGUGCAACAUAAGAGGAGAUACCCCUUCCAUGAUGCUGGUACUUCAGUUAAGCCUAUGACCUCGAAGAGGCCAAGGUACCUGGAACCUACGCGAGCACCAGACCAUGCUCGCUAUCAGACUCCAAAUCCCUUGGCUGCACUUCAAUCACAGGCUACUAGUUAUGGAAUACACAGGCCAGGUCUCAUCUUUGGUUCCCCUCAACCAGCUUUCACGCCAUACCACCAUCACCGACAACGUCCGGUUGCUUCUCUCGGAGCUGGUUAUGGGUCACCUCCCCUACAACAAAACCCAUUUGCUUCUCAACGAGGUUAUGGAUCAUAUCAUCAGCCAGUCCUCCCCGGUCCUCCUUACAUCCGUCAUUCGCAGCAGCGUGACCAACAGGAUCAAGACUACCUGUUUCCUGGCCGUGGAUCAUCAAAAUGAGAGCCGUGGCCAUUAAUUGCAUCUUCAUCCUUGAUGGGCUAGAUCAACGCUUGUUGUCCAACAAAUGUAUUCCUUGUUUUCUUUAAAGGACGAAGAAAGAAGAAGCAGUCGGAGGCUGGUUAGCCGGAGUGAUUAUUCUGUAAGCUCUAUUGUGAGGCUUAGGUUUGACCUAUACCAACCAGUUAAAUGGUAAUUUAUAUGUUUUUUGUGUUGUUUCCAUUUUUUUUUUGUUUUUGUUUUUUUUCAUCAACAAGUUUGGUGAUCCAAAUCAACUGGCCACUGUGGUGAACAAUAGUAAACAUCAGCCUUCCAUUGUUCUCA